UUCAUUGAGUGCUGUGCGUUUGCUUUGAAAUGCAAUGAAGACAUGAAUCUUCAUCUGAGAGUCGGAUGACUACAAACCCCUUCACUAGCUCGCAUCCAGGGCGAACAGUUAGUCUCAAACGCGUGUUUAAGCACACGAGAUACGCACGUCUGUGUUACAGAUAUGAAAUCGCAGGAUUAUAACCGCGCAUACUGUAUGAUGUUUGAAACAUUGACGUGGCUGUAGGCGGCGCGAGCGCUCACAGCUGUCAACAUCACCUGACGCCGUGACGUCACACGCAGCACCCAAAAUGGCGGAACAACAACAACAUAGCAGAGGACCGGACGACGAGGACGAGGCGUACGAGACGCUGGAUCUGACCGCAUACGCUCGGACACAGCAGUGGUGGAGCACGGUGUUCGGGAGCCACUCGGGCCCCAUCGCUGAGAAAUACUCUGUGGCCACUCAGAUCAUGAUGGGCGGCGCCUCGGGAUGCCCAGGGGGUGUCUCAGAAAGUCAGAUUCAUUUACCAUCAACUAAACCCAAACCUUGGCGACUCAAGCUAUGCUGCUUCCAAAAACACAUUCAGGAGUGUGUGGGGUAUCUGUUCCAGCGGGUGGGGAAGGUCGCCGCUACGGCCGUCGGAGGAGGAUUUCUGCUUCUACAGAUAGCCAAUCACAGCGGCUAUGUCCAAGUUGACUGGAAGAAAGUGGAGAAAGAUGUUAACAAAGCAAAAAGACGUCUGAAGAAAAAAGCCAAUAAAGCCGCACCUGAGAUCAACACGUUUAUUGAGGAGGCCACUGAAUUUGUGAAGAAAAACAUCGUCGUUUCGAGUGGAUUUGUCGGUGGCUUCCUGCUUGGCCUCGCCUCUUGAGCUGAAAACGUUUCCUGUGAUAUUGUGAAGGGUGUCUUCCCAUCAUGCACCUGAUGUUAGGAUGGCGUUGAGCUCGUUUAAGAAGUCAGGACUUGGUUUCUUCUUCGCUCACAGAGUGUUUGAGAGCUUGAUGAUAUGGAGGAGAAAGUGAUCCUAUUCUUUACAGAACUGUUCACUUUACGCUGAGAGUCUAAAACACUGGGAUGCUUCUGUUUAUACUUAUCUGAAAAACGGAUGGAAAAUGAUUAUUCUCUUCUAAUGUUUCUUCUUGAUGUUAUUGUUGUUCAAUUCAAACGUGUUUGGUGAGACAUUGGGAUUUCAUGCGUUACGGUCAGCCAGCAGAUUUAUUUCUUUGUUCCCUUGCAGUUUCUUUAUAAGGAAUGUUUACAUUAUAAAUAAAAAUCACGAUUCUGAUUCAA
Molecule: messenger RNA, 1272 nt
Organism: Puntigrus tetrazona (Sumatra barb)
Lineage: Eukaryota; Metazoa; Chordata; Actinopteri; Cypriniformes; Cyprinidae
Product: FUN14 domain-containing protein 1-like
Exons: 6
Coding region: 290-853 (187 amino acids)
Biological process (GO): autophagy of mitochondrion
Cellular component (GO): mitochondrial outer membrane
Source: RefSeq, a predicted model, not a curated record